AAAGAAGUGUAAGUUUUUAGACACAACAAUACCACUCUCUUCUUCAAAAAGAUCCAAGGAUCAUGUCGUUCGCUAAUGGAUCGGCCGCUCCGGUCAUCACACGCCCCUCUUUUCCUCGCUUGGCCAGCAACCACGGCAGACCAAACGGUCUCCCCGCUCCCCUCGCCACCUUCACCCCCAUCAAAGACGACAACUCUCCUCCUGCCACUCACAAUGCCGUUCUCGAGCUCAGCGAUGGUUCCUCCUUCGAGGGUAUCAGCUUUGGUGCAGAAGGCAAGAGCGUCGCAGGAGAAUGCGUCUUCCAGACCGGUAUGGUCGGAUACACCGAGUCCUUAACGGAUCCGUCAUACGAGGGCCAGAUCUUGGUCCUCACAUACCCACUCAUCGGCAACUACGGUGUACCCACUCGCCCCAAAUCCGAGGACGUGUUCCCUGAAAAUUUCGAGUCCUCGCGCAUCCAUGUCGCCGCCCUCGUCGUCGGAUCGUACACCGAGGACUAUUCCCACUUCCUCGCCGACUCAUCGCUCGCUGCCUGGCUCAAAGAAAACGACAUCCCCGCCAUCUUCGGCGUCGACACCCGCGCACUCACCAAGAGGAUCCGCGAAAAGGGCUCCAUGCUUGCCCGCAUCAUGGCUCGCAAGAGCGACGCCAGAAGUCGUACGGUGUCCCUAGAUGCGACUAGGACCCCGGCUGGCUCGCGCCCGCCCUCGCCGCCCGCGUCUACCUCGUGGAGAGAGGACUACACGGUCGUGCCCUUCCACGAUCCGAACCAGGACAACCUCGUCGCUGCCGUGUCGAUCAAGAAGCCCCGUGUGUACGCGGCUCGGGGCACCCCACGGAAGCACCCGUCUGGGCGACCACUAAGGGUGGUCGCCGUCGACGUCGGGAUGAAGUACAACCAGAUCCGGUGCUUCGUCGAGCGCGGCGUCGAACUCAAGGUCGUCCCGUGGGACUACGACUUUACCAGCGACCCCGAGCCGUACGACGGGCUCUUCCUCUCGAACGGCCCGGGUGACCCGUCGACGAUCAAGACCACCGUCGAUCGCCUCAGGGGAGUUCUCGAGAAGGGCGACAAGCCCGUGUUCGGUAUUUGUCUCGGGCACCAGCUCCUCGCACUCGCGGCUGGCGCGAAGACGAGCAAGAUGAAGUACGGCAACCGCGGGCACAACAUUCCGUGCACGGACGCGCUCUCGGGCCGGUGCUACAUCACGAGUCAGAACCACGGGUACCAGGUCGACGCGGACACACUACCCGCAGGGUGGAAGGAGCUGUUCCGAAACGCGAACGACGAGAGCAACGAGGGGAUCUACUGCGAGGACCGCCCGUUCUUCUCCGUGCAGUUCCACCCCGAGUCGACGCCCGGUCCGCGGGACACCGAGUUCCUGUUCGACGUGUUCAUCCGGCGCGUCGAGGACUGCGCGUCCGUGGGCGCGCUCAACGCGCCGCCGCUGACGCUGCCGGGCGGGCGCAAGGAGGACAACGACAAGCGGGUGCCGCGAGCGAAGGUGCAGAAGGUGCUCAUCCUCGGCUCUGGCGGGCUGUCGAUCGGGCAGGCGGGCGAGUUCGACUACUCGGGCUCGCAGGCGAUCAAGGCGCUCAAAGAGGAGGGCAUCUACACGAUCCUCGUGAACCCCAAUAUCGCGACGAUCGCGACGUCCAAGGGGCUCGCGGACAAGGUGUACUUUUUGCCGGUGACGCCCGAGUUUGUGCGCAAGAUUAUUGCGUAUGAGAAGCCGGACGGGAUAUAUGUGACGUUUGGCGGGCAGACGGCGUUGAAUGUGGGGAUUAAGCUGAGGGACGAGUUCGAGGGGAUGGGCGUGCAGGUGCUCGGGACGCCGGUGGAGACGAUUAUUACGACGGAGGACAGGCAGCUGUUUGCGCAGGCGAUGGAGAGCAUCGGGGAGCGGUGUGCGCAGAGUGCGACGGCGACGACGCCCGACGAGGCUGUGAGCGCGGCGAACGCGAUUGGGUUCCCGGUGAUUGUACGCGCGGCGUAUGCGCUUGGCGGGUUGGGAUCGGGGUUUGCGCAGGACGAGGCGCAGUUGAGGGCGUUGUGCAGUAAGGCGUUUGCGACGAGCCCGCAGGUGCUGGUGGAGAAGAGUAUGAAGGGGUGGAAGGAGAUCGAGUAUGAGGUUGUGCGGGAUUGUAGGGAUAAUUGUAUCACGGUUUGUAACAUGGAGAACUUCGAUCCGCUGGGCAUCCACACGGGCGACUCGAUCGUUGUUGCGCCGUCGCAGACGCUGUCGGAUGCGGACUACAAUAUGCUGCGGACGACGGCGAUUAAUGUUAUUCGGCACUUGGGUGUCGUCGGCGAGUGCAAUAUCCAGUAUGCGCUCAACCCGACGUCGCGCGAGUUCUGCAUCAUCGAGGUCAACGCCCGCCUCUCGCGCUCCUCCGCGCUCGCCUCGAAAGCGACCGGCUACCCGCUCGCGUUCAUCGCGGCGAAGCUCGGGCUCGGUAUCCCGCUGAACGAGAUCAAGAACUCGGUGACGAAGCUGACGUCCGCGUGCUUCGAGCCGUCGCUCGACUACUGCGUUGUCAAGAUCCCGCGGUGGGACCUGAAGAAGUUCAGCCGCGUGUCGAGGCUGCUGAGCAGCAGCAUGAAGUCCGUGGGCGAGGUGAUGGCCAUCGGGAGGAGCUUCGAGGAGACGAUUCAGAAGGCGAUUAGGGCGAUUGAUGAUUCGUUCCUUGGGUUUUCGAACAACGACUUUGUGGAGGAUAUUGACGAGGAGUUGGUUAAUCCGACGGAUAAGCGCAUCUUUGCGAUCGCGAGCGCGUUCCAUAGGGGCUACAGCGUCGACAAGAUCUGGCAGAUGACGAACAUCGACAAGUGGUUCCUCACGAAGCUGCAGUAUGUGCACAGGAUGGAGAAGCAGCUUUUGAAUGUGAACAUUUCUACGCUUCGUCCCGACCUUCUUCGCAGCGCCAAGCAACUUGGUUUCUCCGACAAGCUAAUUGCCACCUGUCUUGGCUCCACCGAGCUGGCUGUGCGUCGGCUGCGCCAGGAGGCCAGUAUCGCGCCGUACGUCAAGCAGAUCGACACUGUCGCGGCUGAGUUCCCGGCGUUCACCAACUACCUUUAUACGACGUAUAACGCCGUCGAGCACGAUAUCGACUUCGAGGACCGGGGUGUCAUGGUGCUUGGCUCGGGCGUGUACCGUAUCGGCUCGUCUGUCGAGUUCGACUGGUGCGCGGUGCGCGCGAUCCGCACGCUGCGCGAGCAGGGCUUCCCGACGGUGAUGGUGAACUACAACCCGGAGACGGUCAGCACGGACUACGACGAGGCGGACAAGCUGUACUUUGAGAACAUCAGUCUCGAGACGAUCCUCGAUAUCUACGACACGGAGCGGUCGCGCGGUGUUAUCCUGUCCAUGGGCGGGCAGACGCCGAACAAUAUUGCGCUGCCGCUGUUCCGCCAGAACGUCAAGAUCUACGGGACGUCGCCCGAGAUGAUCGAUACGGCGGAGAAUAGGUUCAAGUUCUCGCGUCUGCUUGACGAGAUCGGGGUGGACCAGCCGCAGUGGAAGGAGCUGACGAGCUUCGAGGAGGCGCACACGUUCUGCAAUGCGGUCGGGUACCCUGUGCUCGUCCGGCCGUCGUAUGUCCUCUCGGGCGCCGCGAUGAACGUCGUGUCCACCCGCGACGACCUCUCGAACUACCUCACCCAGGCGACGGCCGUGUCGCGCGAGCAUCCGGUUGUCAUCACCAAGUACAUCGAGCAGGCGAAGGAGAUCGAGAUGGACGCGGUCGCCAAGGACGGCAAGAUGAUCAUGCACUUUAUCUCGGAGCACGUCGAGAACGCGGGCGUGCACUCGGGCGACGCGACGCUCAUCCACCCGCCGCAGGACCUCGACCCGACGACGGUGCGCCAGAUCGAGGAGGCGACGGCGAAGAUCGGGAACGCGCUGAACGUGACGGGCCCGUUCAACAUCCAGUUCAUCGCGAAGAACAACGAGAUCAAGGUGAUCGAGUGCAACCUGCGCGCGGCGCGCUCGUUCCCGUUCGUGAGCAAGGUCACCGGGAUCGACGCGAUCGAGAUGGCGACCAAGGUGAUGCUCGGGCUCCCCGUGGAGCCGUACCCCGAUGCGGGGAUGCCCGCGGACUACGUAGGCGUGAAGGUACCGCAGUUCAGCUUCAGCCGGCUGUCGGGCGCGGACCCGGUGCUGGGCGUCGAGAUGGCGUCGACGGGCGAGGUGGCGUGUUUCGGGAAGGACAAGUAUGAGGCGUAUCUCAAGGCGCUGAUUUCGACGGGGAUUGUGCCGCCCGAGAAGAAUAUUUUGUUCUCGGUUGGGAGUUAUAAGGAGAAGCUGGAGCUGUUGCCGUCUGUGCAGAAACUCGCUGCGGCGGGGUACAAUAUCUUUGCGACGGCGGGGACGUCGGACUUCUUGACGGAGCAUAAUGUUCCAUGCAAGUACCUGGAGUCGCUCGACGAGACCGGAGGCGACAAGUUGAAGUCAGAGUACUCGCUCACGCAGCACCUGGCCAACAACCUCAUCGACAUGUACAUCAACCUGCCAUCGAAGAACAACUACCGCCGCCCCGCGAGCUACACGAGCAAGGGCUACAAGACGCGGAGGAUGGCCGUCGACUUUGCUGUGCCGCUGAUCACGAACGUCAAGAACGCCAAGAUGCUCGCGGAGGCGCUCGUGAGGAAGCUGCCGCUCGACGUGUCGACGAUCGAUUCGAAGAGCUCGCACAUCACGCAUACUUUCCCUGGGCUCGUCAAUGUCGCGAGCUUCGUGCCCGACCUCACGCCCUCUGGUGCUGCCGCUGCCUUGCGCGACGCGACGACGGCGUCUAUCAGCGCGGGCUUUACGGCGUCGCUGGUUCUCCCUGUUGGUGUGAGUGGGGCGAUCACGGACGCCGAGACGCUGGAACAGGUGCGGCACAUCGCGACACAGAAUGCGUACUGCAACUACGCGCUGAGUAUUGCUGCGACGGACGACAACGUGAACUCGAUCGACGAGGAGAUCCGCGCGGACGUCAAGUCGCUCUUUAUCCCCUUCCGCUGCGGCACCGGCUCGCCGACCAAGAUCUCGACCGUUGCGGCGCACUUCGCGUCGUGGCCGUCGGACAAACUCAUCGUCGCGGACGCACAGGGCUCGGACCUCGCCUCGGUGCUGCUACUCGCGAGCCUGCACAAUCGGACGGUGCACAUCACGGACGUGCGGAGCGAGGAGGAUCUGCUCCUGAUCUCGCUCAGCAAGGCGAAGAACCUCAAGGUGACGUGCGACCUCUCGGUGUUCCUGCUGUUCUUCUCGAAGGAGCAGUUCCCCGAGUCGUCCUCGCUGGUGUCGGCGUCCGUGCAGAAGACGCUGUGGAAGAACCUGGACGCUGUCGAUGCAUUCUCUGUUGGCGCGACGCCGUUCAGGCUUGCGAGCGAGCUUGGGGAGUCUGCAUCUGCGUGGUCUGGCGCCGAGGAGACGCUGCCGCUGCUGUUGAACGCUGUUACUGAGGGUCGUUUGACGCUCGACGAUAUCCGUGCCCGCCUGCACGAUAAUCCGAUUCGCAUAUUUGGGCUUCCGGAACAGACGAACACGCACGUCGAGGUUGUCGUUGGCAGGCGGCAUGGGCUCGUUAGGAAAGCGUCCAACUGGUCGCCUUUGGACAAGACUGUCACCGGCUCGGUCCACCGUGUUGUCGUCCACGGCAAGACACUCUUCCUCGACGGUACUCUGUCGUCGACCUUGCCUCUGGCGAAGGACAUUUCGAGUGCGAGCAUCAGCCAUGGCGUGGCGGAUCGUCAGACCCCUGCCCUGGUGGUCUCAAAGCCCGAAUUCGUAUCACCGCUGCCACCUAUGUCCCAUCGCCCGUCUGCCGACGUCGCCAGCCAGCAUACGCUCGGGACUAGCACUACGCUCAUGCCACAGCCUGGCAACUUCCAGACGCUCACGCCGCACCCGGCCUUCCACCGCCGCCACAUUCUAUCCGUGAAGCAGUUCACGCAGCGGGACAUGUACGACCUCUUCUCGCUUGCGCACGAGAUGCGGCUGCAGGUCGAGCGCAACGGAACGCUGGACAUUCUGCGCGGGAAAGUGCUCUGCACGCUCUUCUACGAGCCGUCCACGCGGACGAGCGCGUCGUUCGACGCGGCGAUGAAGCGCUGCGGCGGGGAGGUUAUUCAGGUCACCGCGGACACGUCGUCCGUCAAGAAGGGCGAGACGCUCGCGGACACGAUCCGCACGGUCGGGUGCUAUGCGGACGCGAUCGCGAUCAGGCAUCCGGAUGUGGGCAGCUCGCAGCAUGCGGCGAAGUUUUCGCCUGUGCCGGUUUUGAACUGCGGUGAUGGGGUUGGGGAGCAUCCUACGCAGGCUCUCCUUGAUGUCUACACUAUCCGUUCUGAACUCGGAACCGUCAACGGCAAGACGAUCACGCUUCUUGGCGACCUGAAGAACGGGCGAACCGUGCACUCGCUCGUCACGCUUCUGUGCCACUACAGCGUGCGGCUCAACUUUGUGUCGCCCUCGUCGCUCGCGAUGCCCGCGAGCGUGAUCGCGGCGGUGCGCAAGGCGGGUGUGAGCGUGACGAUCACGGAGUCGCUCGAGGAGGUGCUGGGCGACACGGACGUGCUGUAUGUGACGCGGGUGCAGAAGGAGAGGUUCGAGAGCGAGCAGGCGUGGAUGCGCGUGCGGGACUCGUACCGCGUCGACCAUGCGCUGCUUGCGCGGGCGAAGGAGGAGAUGAUUGUGAUGCACCCGCUGCCGAGGGUUAAUGAAAUCGAUCCCGAGGUCGACUUCGACUCGAGGCGCGCUGUUUACUUCCGGCAGAUGCGUUAUGGACUUUUCAUUCGUAUGGCAUUGCUCGCCAGUGUCAUGGCUUAGAAUAGGGAACGAUGAGCAUGGACAUCUGAAAAGUACAUUAGUGUUUCCUUUGGAUUAAUUUGAUGGUCUACGGUGUAGAGAGUUUGCUGCAAUCAAAUGAUUUGCUACCUUCCC
Coniophora puteana RWD-64-598 SS2 is the source of this 6935-nucleotide messenger RNA. RefSeq names its product carbamoyl-phosphate synth. Gene Ontology annotation, cellular component: cytoplasm; cytosol. Bases 63 to 6821 code for a protein of 2252 amino acids. Gene Ontology annotation, biological process: L-glutamine metabolic process; 'de novo' pyrimidine nucleobase biosynthetic process; L-citrulline biosynthetic process. The record is from RefSeq and is a predicted model, not a curated record. Gene Ontology annotation, molecular function: ATP binding; metal ion binding; aspartate carbamoyltransferase activity. The transcript has 10 exons. NCBI's taxonomy places the organism in Eukaryota, Fungi, Basidiomycota, Agaricomycetes, Boletales, Coniophoraceae.